Messenger RNA from Exaiptasia diaphana, 2081 nucleotides. RefSeq names its product cholinesterase 1. The transcript has 7 exons. NCBI's taxonomy places the organism in Eukaryota, Metazoa, Cnidaria, Anthozoa, Actiniaria, Aiptasiidae. The record is from RefSeq and is a predicted model, not a curated record. The coding region runs from base 18 to 1787 and encodes 589 amino acids.
UCCAUCCAUCACUGAAGAUGUUUUUACAGCAAAUUUUCAGGCUUUUAUUUYUGCUGAGUAUCUCCAUUAAGGGGGCUGCAACAGAAAAUUUUAAGCCUACCCCCGUUGUCACCCUUAAAAGUGGUAAMAUCAAAGGCAUUCAGUACGACUUGAACAUUGGUGGAACUGUAAGCAAGUAUCUUGGCAUACCCUUUGCUAAAGCAAAACGGUUUGAGAAACCUACUGAUCCAGAUUCAUGGACAGACAUCAAAAACAUGAUUACCUUUGGAAGCAUUUGUCCACARCAGUCUACAAAAGCCGAAGUUAUUGACACCAUGAGCGAGGAUUGYUURAACUUGAACGUGUUUGUGCCCAAAGGAGCUGGCUCGAACCUCCCUGUGAUGGUUUGGAUUCACGGUGGGGGGUUUGUGUUCGGCUCUAACAGGCCUUACGAUGCUAGCUACAUCGCUGGUAUAGGAAAGAUUAUUGUGGUGGCUAUCAAUUACAGACUAAGUGUCUURGGGUUCUUGGCUGCGGGAAGAAAMACAGACUUACAAGGAAACUAUGGGAUGCUUGAUCAAGUUCAUGCCUUAAAAUGGGUCAAGGAAAAUAUUGCAGCUUUUGGUGGUGACCCCGGCAAAGUGACCAUAUUUGGAGAGUCUGCAGGCGGCGCGAGUGUAAGUCUUCUUCUUCUCUCUCCUUUGACCAAAGGACUUUUUCAAAGAGCCAUCAUUCAAUCUGGGGAUGCCAAUGCAAUUUGGGCAUAUCGAAAGUACUGUGAACAUGCGGUAGCCAUUGCCAAGGCGAUAGCUCAUGACAGUGGUUGCAAAGAGUUAACGUCUUUGGGUCAAUGCCUGAAGRGCAAGAGUGUAGAAGAAGUUUUUCAAGCCAGCAAAAGAGUUUUGGAUAUUGGUGAAGCUGUGGUCCGACCGGUAGUAGACGGGCACUUUCUUCCUGAUACUCCGGAUGUGUUAUUUAACAAUGGACAAUUCCACGAUGUYGAUGUUCUAAUGGGAUUUACUGACGAUGAAGGGACAAGUCUUACAGACGCCAUACCAGGUAUGGAAACGAAUAUCCAUGUAAGAAGAAAUGGCAUGACAAGAUCAGAUUUCAUCAAAAUCAUCAAUCACAAAGACAUCAAAUUUGUGCGCGGUCAAAACGCUGUCAUCAACGAAGCUAUACUUUAUCGUUACACCGACUGGGACAACGUCACGGAUCCCCGCAGAAAUCGUCGCAUGUUCAUGGAUAUGGCUGGCGACAGCAUGUAUGUCGCGCCAUCAUUAAGAUCCGCCAGGUCUAUCGCCAAUAAAACAUCCAAUAUCUAUAUGUAUGAGCUACAGUAUCGUUUAGAUACCUUUGAAAACAAGUCUGUGCCUUCGUGGGUUCGAGCUUUCCACGCCUCAGAUUUGGCAUUUCUUUUUGGUGAGCCACUGUACCGUGCGGCCCUGGCUAAUUCGUCUGUGUACACGAAAAAUGGGAAUUUCAGUGUGAAUGUGAUAAAAAUGUGGACUAACUUUGCUAAAUCUGGUGAUCCCAACAAGCCCGAAGCCAUUCCUCUGGCUUGGCCCAAGUUCGAUGUGAGUAAAGAGAAGUACAUGGCACUAAAACCARCGUUUACCAUUCAGGAAAAACCACGAAAUGCUUAUGUCGCUUUUUGGAAUGAAUUUGUCCCUGCAGCCCUGAAAGCGAUGGGUGUCCSCCCUCACUGUACUGAUAGUCCAGUAUCCAUGGUUACCUCACUCCACUACGGAGGGCCAGUGACACUUUUGUUUGCUCUGCUGUGGCCUGCAUUGUACUUGGUUUGGUGAUAAUCAUUUUGACUAGUUAUGGCCAGACGCGCUCAAUCAGAAGCCCAGUACAUUUAGAAAGACAGCUACAAUUAGCUUUAAACACUUGCUGUUGGACGUAGAUUGGAUUUAAUAUACAAUGACAAUUUUUAGAAUACAAAAUUGUAUGAAUUAGUAUACAAUUUAAUAGCUAAAAAUAAUUAAGCUGUUGUAUUGUAAUAAGUACACAACUUCAAUGCAAAAGUCUUAUAUUAGACAUAAAUAUAAAUGCGUUGAACUAGAGAUACUUUAAGUAAAAGUAUAUUUUGUUUCAAA